GAGACUCAUAGGUGGAAAAAAAAAGUUGGCUCAAAGAUCUCAAAAAGCAACACAUCAUGUCCUUUUCAUAAACAAGAGAACCCAGAACAACAUCUAAAGAACUACAGGCCUUAUUGGGUUCAGGUCAGAGUAGGGCUGGGCAAUAAAUCCAAAAUUUAUCGUGAUCAAAAUUUCGGACUCUUACUGAGAUAAUUUUUCCCAUGUCUAUAAAUGUGAUAAUAUAAAAAGGAAAAGAUGUGUGUAGGGUGGCCACGUUCGUGUCCCUUUAAGAAGCUGUACCACCUUGAGUCACGUAAAAAAUGUGACUCAAAGUAAUUCACGUGACAGCCCCAUCCAGUGCACAACUUUUGUUUCUGCGCAUGCCUGUAGUUAUCGUUAUCAAGGUGAAAUCCUUAAUUUAUCGUGAUAUUGAUUUUAAGCCUUAUCGCUCAGCCCUAAGUCAGAGGUAGGGUUGCAUUAACCGGUUUAUCCCGGUUAACCCGCUGUAAAGACAUCUCUGUGGGAAUAUAUCCAAAUAUCUAAAAUAUUCCCACACAGUAGACUUCAACCGCUUUCUAGGUGAAAAUGGAGCAGUCGCGAUGCUGACUUUGCUUCUGCUGCGUGCACGCGUUCAAUUUCACUUUUGUCUUUGUCCUUGCGGGUUUCACUAUUUUCUUUUUGUUUUUUUAUUGGCAGUGUUGGAGACGCCUUUAUGGUGGGUUACCCAGGGUUAAUAGUCAAAACGGUUAAUCCCUGCAACCCUAGUCAGAGGUCAGGAUAGAAGAACAUCACACCAGUGUUCAGACAUGGUGGUGGUAGUGUGAUGGUCUGGGGCUACUCUGCUAUGCUUCAGGACCAUCUGCUGUAACUGAUGGAACCAUGAGUGCUGCUUUCCAGCAGAACUUCCUGAAGAAAAAUGUCUGACCUUUGACCUUAAACAGGUCUUUCAUGAUGGAAAACCCUCAGAUGUGGCUGAAUUAAAACUAUUCUGUCAAUAGGAGUGACAAAACUCUCCACAAUGAUGUGAAAGACUCAUUACCACCAGAUACUUUUCCGCAGGUCUGCAAAUGCUAACCUUAAGUUCUCCAGGUGUUUAAGCUGGAGACUAAAGAUAAAGGAGUUCAGGUGUUUUGAGAAGAACAGACUCUGUUUAAAUGGCACCAGUGCCUCACUUCCACACUUGAAGAACAUGAGAACCCAAAUAACCACCUGACAUGACAUGAAGCAGCUGUGUGUGUGUGCUCUGACCUGAUGUCAGCUUAUUUUAGACCAGAAGCAGGUUUUAUGCUACCCAUCAGACUAAUGUGAACUUUGUUCUGUGUCCUGGUCCGAUAAUAUCUCCUCCCGCCCGCCGUCGUCGUCCUCUCCACCAAGCCUGGAUUGGCUCGAUUAGCUCAUGUGGCUGCAGAAGCCGAGCUGAAGGUCCCGUAUGCAGAUGAGCUCCCGUCCCGGCAGGCGCAGCUCUCGGCGCUGCGAGACACCGCGGAGUUUGAUGUUCUGGUUGUUGGAGGAGGAGCCACGGGAGCAGGAUGUGCCUUAGACGCCGUCACACGCAACCUCAAAACGGCGCUCGUAGAACGAAGUGACUUCUCUUCAGGAACCAGCAGCCGGAGCACUAAGCUCCUCCACGGUGGGGUCCGAUACCUCCAGAAGGCCAUCAUGAAAUUAGACUACGAACAGUACAUGAUGGUGAAAGAAGCCCUGCAUGAGCGGGCCAACCUGCUGGAGAUUGCUCCCCACCUGUCGGCGCCGCUACCCAUCAUGCUUCCUGUUUACAAGUGGUGGCAGUUGCCUUAUUACUGGGCAGGAAUCAAGAUGUAUGACUUGGUGGCUGGAAUCCAGUGCCUGAAGAGCAGCUAUGUCCUCACUAAGUCCAAGGCCUUGGAGUAUUUCCCCAUGCUUAAGAAGGACAAGCUGGUAGGAGCCAUCGUCUACUACGAUGGACAGCACAACGACGCCCGUAUGAACCUGGCCAUCGCCCUCUCUGCUGCUCGAUACGGAGCCGCCGUUGCCAACUACACCGAGGUGGUCCACCUUUUAAAGAGGAAGGACCAGCAGAGCGGCAAGGAGAAGGUGUGUGGAGCCCGCUGCAGGGACGUCAUCACAGGGCAGGAGUUCGACGUGAAGGCGAAGUGUGUGAUUAACGCUACCGGCCCCUUCACGGAUUCUCUGAGAAAGAUGGACGAACAGGAAGUAGCGAACAUCUGCCAGCCCAGCGCUGGCGUUCACAUCGUCAUCCCGGGUUACUACAGCCCUGACAACAUGGGGCUCCUUGAUCCAGCGACCAGUGAUGGACGAGUCAUCUUCUUCCUGCCCUGGGAGAACAUGACCAUCGCCGGGACAACCGACAGCCCCACUAACGUGACGGCCCACCCCAUCCCGGGGGAGGACGACAUCAACUUCAUCCUGACGGAGGUCCGCAACUACCUCAGCUCCGAUGUGGAAGUUCGUAGAGGAGACGUUCUGGCUGCGUGGAGCGGCAUCCGUCCUCUGGUGACUGACCCAAACUCUAAAGACACCCAGUCCAUCUGCAGGAACCACAUCGUCAGCAUCAGCGAGAGCGGGCUGGUUACCAUUGCAGGUGGGAAGUGGACCACCUACAGGUCCAUGGCGGAGGAGACUCUGGAUGCAGCCAUCGGAGCUCACAGCCUGACAGCUGAAUCCUGCAGGACUGUGGGUCUGAUGCUGGAGGGGGCAAAGGGCUGGACGCCGACCCUCUACAUCCGCCUGGUGCAGGACUACGGCCUGGAGAAGGAGGUCGCCCAGCAUCUGGCCUCGACGUAUGGCGGAAGAGCGUUUGACGUGGCCAAAAUGGCUCAGGUGACGGGUCAGAGGUGGCCGAUCGUUGGGAAACGGCUGGUGUCUGAGUUCCCGUACAUCGAGGCCGAGGUUCUGUACGCCAUUAAGGAGUAUGCCUGCACUGCCAUUGAUGUCAUCGCUCGGCGAACACGCCUGGGCUUCCUGAACGUUCAGGCGGCAGACGAAGCGCUCCCACGCAUCGUUCAGAUCAUGGGCAAAGAGCUGAACUGGAGUCAGGAGAAAAGAACGGAGGAGCUGGAAGCAGCGAAGAAGUUCCUGUACCAUGAGAUGGGUUACAGGUCUCGUUCCGAGCAGCUUACCAAGACAUCUGAGAUCAACCUCGACUACCAGGAAGUCGUCCGGUACAAGAAGCGCUUCCACAAGUUUGACAAGGAGAAGAAAGGCUUCAUCACCACAGUGGACGUCCAGAGAGUUUUAGAGAGCAUCAACGUCCACAUCGACGAAAAUGCUCUUCACGAAAUCCUUAAUGAGGUGGACCUGAACAAGAACGGACAAGUGGAGAUUGAUGAGUUCCUGCAGCUGAUGAGCGCCGUGAAGAAGGGAAAAGUGUCCGACAGCCGGCUGGCCAUCCUCAUGAAAACAGCCGAAGAGACGCUGGACGAGAGGGGGCCGGUGACGGUGGACCGCAGUGGGGGCGGAGUCUGAGACGUUCGGUUUACAGAUGGAAACACAAAUGGGACUGUUUUGAAUGACAAUGCUGCAAUCAGCGGGAUGAGUUUGUCUAAAUCAAGGACACGCCUCGGUGUGUUUUGGGUGAAAUCGUAUCUAAUGAAACCAGUCAGAGAGGAGAUGUGUCUUGUCUCUGUGGACAACAGCAAGAAAAUGCUUGAAAUUAUGACAUUAUGUUUGCAAAAACACCCCAUAGUUGAACCUGAUCAGCACAGAUUGUUUUGUAUAAUAAUAUUAAUAAUUCAUGUUUAGCUUAGCUUUCGUUCUUUAGUUCACAACCUCCUAAGAACACGAGAAUUUCUACUCAAGAUAUUUUGUUUCUCUAAAAUAUGGAGGCUGUAAGCUGCUGUUAUAAGGAAGCACAGAUUUUAUUUAGCCAUCUAUUUAUUGAAAAGUGCCAUUUUGAUGGUUCAUUUAUUGAGAUUCGGUUGAAUUACUAAAAUGAUUUGAAAAAAGAUUUUUACAUUUUUUAAAUUCAGUAAAAAAUAAUAAUAAAGCUGCUGUCUCUUUAAGGCCCCGGCCCUAAAGCACGCUGUCCUCUGAUUGGUUGACUUCUCUUAGCCUGCAGGGCCACGCCCACAUCCGUCAGCUGCUCUCAGUUCAGAAAUAAUUUACUUUUACGCAAAUUUAUGAAACAAAAAAGAAAUCAUGUCUAGCACAAUAGUUUAGUUAUCAGAAUGAUUAAUUUGAGUAGAUCAGUUUAUCUGUUUUUGUAAACCACAAAAUUUUAUUUGUAAAGAAAGCUUAAAAGAAUACACAAACAUUUGUGACCAAGACAUUUUAAAAGGCUCAGCUGAUGCGUGGGUUAUUUAUAUUUUUAACUAUUUCUUUGCACUCCCUGCAAGCUGCCACCAACUCUGAUGUUUACAGGAUGUUCCAGCUUUAUUCUCCUGAUCAUGUAUUUAUUUUCUUUUACUCCUUUUCUCACUAUGGCUACUUUUUGUUCACUCAUAACGAUUUUAUUUAAAUUUAAUAUAAACUAAAUAAUUUUAAAGAAAGCAGGUAUUUUAAUGAGCACAUAAAACUAAAUAAAUUGAGUAUUUUUAUGCUUUCUCAUACGAAUGUUUAUCUACUUGUGUGCCUUCAGUUUGUCUCAUGAAAAUAAAAAUGUUUCUAAGGUAAAACUGUUUAUUAAAUAAAAUGUUUAAACUUUAUUCUGCAUCAAGUUUGUGCAAAAAUGGGUUUGUUAAAAUGUUGGAGGAAAUGAUGGUUUUACUGCUUAUUAUAAUUAUUUGAUUUCUAUGUUUUAGUAUAAAUUGAUUUUAAAUAUAAUUUUUGAGUGUUUUAUGUGGAUAAAAUGUGUUUAUUGCUGCAUUAUAUAAAACAAACUUUUCUAAUCCAAA
This is a messenger RNA of Nothobranchius furzeri (turquoise killifish), 4811 nucleotides long. The record is from RefSeq and is a predicted model, not a curated record. NCBI's taxonomy places the organism in Eukaryota, Metazoa, Chordata, Actinopteri, Cyprinodontiformes, Nothobranchiidae.